AUGACGGGCGAAGGAGUGCGGGCACGGGUGCUGCUGAACGACCCGACGACAGACCACAUCUACCUGAAGGUGACGCCGAACCUGUUCACGGCGGAGAAGCUGCACCUGUUCGAGUCGAUGGACAUGUACACGUCGCUGAUCAAGUGCGCGAAGUUCAUGGAAAAUGGGGAGCGGUUGCACAACCUGAGCUGGCGGAUCAUCAACAAGUCGCUGCUGAAGGACCGGGACAUCAACAAGUCUAAGACGCGGGACGGCGUGCGGAGCCUGUAUGGGGUGCUGAGCCCGCAGCCGGGGGCGCCGGGCGCGCGGGAGGCGCCGGGCGCGCGAGCGCUGGGCGCGGGGGCGCCGGGAGCGGGGGUGCGGACCGGGGACGCGCGGGGCGGGCCCGCGCCCGCCUCGCGCAUGUUCUACAUUGAGAAGACGCCGUCGCCGGAGACCUCGGACCACACGCCGGGCUCAGAGGCGCGGCGCGGAGCCUCGCUGUUCGCCGCGGGAAACGGCGGCGGCCACGAUGCGCGCGCAGGCGCGCCGCCAAGCUCUGUGCUGGCCACCAGCGGCGGGCUUAACAAGGAUCGUUCGCUCUUCACGCAGAAGCCGGGCGGCCUGAACGGUAUGGUGGAGGCGAGCCGGGCGCAGCCGCACCAUAACCUGUUCAUCAGCAGUGGGGAGGAUGACUCGGAGUGGGACUCGAUAUCCGACGACAGCGAUCUGUACGAGAACGACGACUACGAGGAUGAAUACUACGAAAAACAGUGGGACAAGCUAAUGUUCACGAAAUCCAAGAUACGUGGCGACCACAGUUCUCCUACAUACACCGAGCAGCCGCCAGACGAGUUGGGGAACAACGGCGAGAUAAAGCGCUCGCUGCUGAGUGGGCUUUUCUUGAACCAGAUGGCGCGACCGGCCGCGCCCAUGGCGGCCAACCUGAACGCGAUCCGCAGCAACGGCACGAGUCCUACCCUGAGCAGAAGGGUGUCUGGUCUGGCCACCAUGGAGACCUCGAACGUUGUUGUCAUGGGCGCGGUGACGCCGACGUCCUCGUUCAAGGGUGCUGCCAGCGGGCUGGAGAAACUUGCCGCUGAAAACGGGGCUACGCAGCACGGCAGUGCCUUGCAGCUCCCGCCCAAGCCGGCUUCGCGCCGUGCGUCCAUCAGCAGUAUCGUCUCCGACUCCACGCGUGAGCGCUAUCUUUGUGAAUCAAAUGCUCCACUGACUGCGCACACUAUCCUUCCUACCGCACUUUCAACACACAUGUUUCCUCCCAACAACGUCCACCAGCAGCGGCUGGCGCGUGGGGCUGUUCCUGUCAACCAGCAGGCUAUUAUUCCGCGUAGAAAAACAAGUAUAGAGAUUCCCUGCAAGACCUGGAACAAAGGCCUCCUCAAGACGCGAUUGGAACUAUCGGAAGAAGAGAACCUUGGACGUGGUUUCAGCAAGAGGCAAUAA
This is a messenger RNA of Eremothecium gossypii ATCC 10895, 1446 nucleotides long. It is a transcript of the gene MKS1, whose product is annotated as Mks1p. Gene Ontology annotation, cellular component: cytoplasm. Gene Ontology annotation, biological process: regulation of nitrogen utilization; mitochondria-nucleus signaling pathway; negative regulation of transcription by RNA polymerase II. The record is from RefSeq and is marked provisional. The coding region runs from base 1 to 1446 and encodes 481 amino acids. NCBI's taxonomy places the organism in Eukaryota, Fungi, Ascomycota, Saccharomycetes, Saccharomycetales, Saccharomycetaceae. The transcript has a single exon.